This is a messenger RNA of Arabis nemorensis, 399 nucleotides long. Lineage: Eukaryota; Viridiplantae; Streptophyta; Magnoliopsida; Brassicales; Brassicaceae. The record is from the annotation of a GenBank genome assembly.
AUGGACCUCACCAAUCACCACCUAAUGUGCUUGAGAUUGGCCAACCCGAUGCUUAUCAUCGGUAGGUUUGGCCAUCUGCAGGAGUGCUGUGUUCGGGGCGACACACCAGGGUUUGGACCUAAUUCCUUCUUCAGGUUGGUACUCAACUACGUACCUCAUCUUGAUCCGAACGUCCACAUCCGCAAUUGGCAGUCACCCAUCCUUGACUCCGAACAAAUCCUCUACCUCACCGUUCGUUCAUUCGUAACCGGAAGGAUCACUGUGGAGAACAUGUUUCACUAUGCGAGUAUAGCAGCUGGUCUGAUCUUUGCCGGAGGUAAUAGUGAAGCGAGUAAUAGGCUCGUCUUCGUCAUAGAUCGAAGUCAAAACAAAGGUAAAAGAGCAUUCUCCUGCCAAUAA